AUGUCAGCAGCUAUCAGACAACAAGCCCAGAACUGUGGCAGCUGCAAAGAGCAUAAGCCACGCAACGCAAGACUUCCCAUGAUGAGUCACGAGAUUCCUACCCUGCCUUGGGAAACGCUGGGAGCUGAUCUUUUCUACCACGCUGGAAGUGAGUACAUUGUCGUCGUUGAUUAUUACUCCUUCUACUUCGAGAUACAGCAACUAAAGACAACGACAGCGAAAGAAAUUAUCUCGUUUUUGACAGAAACCUUCAGCACGCACGGCAUUCCUAGUAAGCUUAUCACCGAUAAUGGGCCACCUUUCAGCAGCAACACGUUCAAGGAGGGGAUGAAGAUUCUUCAAGUGACUCGUGUAACGUCGAGCCCGCAUUAUCCCCGAACCAACUGA
Messenger RNA from Ornithodoros turicata, 387 nucleotides. RefSeq lists its product as uncharacterized. The record is from RefSeq and is a predicted model, not a curated record. The transcript has a single exon. Lineage: Eukaryota; Metazoa; Arthropoda; Arachnida; Ixodida; Argasidae. Gene Ontology annotation, biological process: DNA integration. Gene Ontology annotation, molecular function: nucleic acid binding. The coding region runs from base 1 to 387 and encodes 128 amino acids.